This is a messenger RNA of Lodderomyces oxycetoniae, 4989 nucleotides long. RefSeq names its product myosin 1 (gene MYO1). NCBI's taxonomy places the organism in Eukaryota, Fungi, Ascomycota, Pichiomycetes, Serinales, Debaryomycetaceae. The transcript is spliced from 8 exons. Bases 1 to 4989 code for a protein of 1662 amino acids. Gene Ontology annotation, cellular component: cytoplasm; vesicle; myosin complex. Gene Ontology annotation, biological process: protein folding; vesicle transport along actin filament; actin filament organization. The record is from RefSeq and is a predicted model, not a curated record. Gene Ontology annotation, molecular function: ATP binding; microfilament motor activity; actin filament binding.
AUGCUCUCCGACAAAACCACUAUUUCCAACGACGGCGCCACGAUCUUGAAAUUGCUCGAUGUCGUGCACCCCGCGGCCCAGCUCUUGGUGGAUAUCUCCAGAGCACAAGACGCAGAGGUGGGCGACGGCACUACGUCCGUCACCAUCCUUGCAGGAGAGUUGCUCAAAGAGGCCAAGGCGUUUAUCGAGGAGGGCGUCAGCACAACCGUGAUUGCCAAGGGCUACAGAGUGGCCGCUGCACUCUGCCGAGAAAAGAUUAAAGAGCUCUCCAUCACUAUCCAUGGCGAUGCCUCAUCACUUGAGAAAUGUGCAUCCACGGCCAUGUCGUCCAAGUUCUGCAACUCGCCGUUCUUCACAAAGAUGGCCGUCGACGCUGUGGCCAGCGGCGACUAUGCCAUCAAAAAGGUUAGCGGCGGCGCCUUACAAGAUAGUCUCUUCAUCCCAGGCAUUGCUUUCAAAAAGACCUUUUCGUAUGCCGGGUUCGAGCAACAGCCGAAACUGUUUCUCAACCCAAAGAUCCUCUUGCUUGAUAUCGAGCUUGAGUUGAAGCAGGAGCGCGAUAACGCAGAGGUGCGUGUGAGCAAGGUCUAUGAGUACCAGUCUAUUGUGGAUGCAGAGUGGCAGAUUGUAUUGACAAAAUUGCACCAUAUCUGCGCCCUGGGCGCAAAUAUCGUGCUCUCCAUGCAGCCCAUUGGCGACUUGGCCACUCAAUACUUUGCAGAUAGAAAUAUCUUUUGCGCAGGAAGAGUCGCCAAAGAGGACCUCCUCAGGUUAUCCAAGGCUAUAGAUGGCACGGUGCACAGUGUGUGCAGCGAUUUCACACUUGGCACGUGUGCCAAGUUUGAGGAGGUGCAGAUCGGCAGUGAGAGGUACAACUUGUUUACUGGCACCCCGCAUAUGGCGUCCACCUUGAUUCUCCGCGGCGGCGCAGAACAGGUGAUUGCAGAGGUGGAGAGGUCUCUCCACGAUGCAAUCAUGGUGGUGAAACGGGCCAAGACCCACCACCAUAUAGUUGCCGGCGGCGGCGCCAUUGAAAUGGAGCUCUCGAAACACCUUAGAGAGUACUCGAAAACAAUUGCUGGCAAGCAGCAGCUCAUCAUCGGCGCGUUUGCACGCGCGCUUGAGGUCAUUCCAAGACAGCUCUGUGAAAACGGCGGGUUGGACGCUAUAGAGUUGUUGAACAAAUUGAGAAGCGCCCAUGCAAAGGGCGAGCUCUGGAUGGGCAUCGACUUUGAAACAGAGUCUAUAGCAGAUAAUAUGAGAGGGCAUAUCUGGGAGCCCUCUCUAAGCUCCACUCCUCGUUCAAACUACAGCCACAAACACUCUUUCUCUGCAUCAACAUCAUCGACCGGUACUGUGCCAAACGCAUUACCAAACGACGCGCAAAAUAUCGAGCAAAGCGAGCUAGUGGAGCAGUAUAACGACGACCUUGUGUAUACGUAUUCCGGGUUGUUUCUAGUCGCCAUCAACCCGUAUAAAGAGUUGCCGCAGCAGAUCAAUAGUUCCAAACCCCAUAUCUUUAGCAUAGCAGAACAAACGUAUAGGAAGCUAUUAAGCAACAACACCAACCAGAGCAUUUUGGUCACGGGCGAGUCGGGCGCCGGGAAAACAGAAAAUACCAAAAAGGUUAUCCAGUACAUCUCCAACACGCAUCUCCUGGGCAAUAUCCAUGACCGCAUUCUCCAGGCCAACCCGAUCCUAGAAAGUUUCGGGAAUGCAAAAACAAUCAAAAAUAACAACUCUUCGAGGUUCGGCAAGUUUAUAAAGAUCUACUUUAGUGGCGGCAAGCUAACAGGAGGCAACAUCGACUAUUACUUGUUGGAAAAGUCGAGGGUCGUUAGUCAGAGAAAGGAGGAGCGGAAUUACCAUGUGUUUUAUCAACUUCUAAAGGGAUAUGAUUUGGGUGCUCUUUCGUUGGAUAAAGAGGAGACGUACCAAUACCUCUCUCCUGAAGGUGAUACCCCCAUAGACGAUCUCAAGGAGUACCACCAUUUGAUGCAAGCGUUUGAUAUAGUCGGCUUCACCAAGGAGGAGGUGCACUUUAUCUUUACCAUUCUAGGAGCGAUUCUCCAUCUCGGGAACAUCACCUUCUCCUCCAUGACCUCGGAAAAGGCCAACAUUAGUGAGAAGGAGCUCCCCAUUAUAGCGCAGUUGCUACAAGUACCUCUUUCCUCACUCAAAGAGAGUUUCCUUUCGCCCAAGGUGAGAGCAGGCAGAGAGAUGGUGACCAUUUCACGGCGUCCGCCCGAAGUGAAAUCGGCCAUUGAUGCAUUUGCCAAACACCUUUACGAGAACCUCUUCCAGUACAUUAUUGACAAGAUCAAUAUCAGCCUAGAGAGCAGCCACACGAGCGGGCCGUUUAUAGGAGUGUUGGACAUUGCCGGGUUUGAGAUCUUCGACAUCAACUCGUUUGAACAGUUGUGCAUCAACUAUACAAACGAAAAGCUCCAACAGUUCUUCAACCACCACUCCUUCAUCAAUGAACAGAAUGAGUAUAUCCGAGAAAACAUUGAAUGGCAAUUUAUAGAUUUUGGCAAGGAUUUGCAACCAACUAUAGACCUUCUUGAAUCAAAGUCACCCAUGGGGAUCUUCAAACUACUAGAUGAGGAAUGUAUCAUGCCCAACUCCUCUGACGAGCUGUUCAUCAACAGGUUGAACCUGCUCUCUAGUGACAAGUUGAUACACAACAAGUUGCAUAAUGGGUUCAUCAUCCAACACUAUGCAGGCAGUGUGGAGUAUACUUCGCAUGGCUGGGUGCAGAAAAAUACCGACCCCAUAAACGAAACCCUUCUCCAGCUCAUGGCCACCUCGUCCAGCCCAUUAAUGGCAAGCCUCUUUUCCAAAACAACUACAAAGUAUAGGUUUUCUUCUCAAAAACAUAAGGAGCAACUACAAGAGUUGAUGGUGGAGUUGCAACAAACAGAACCUCACUUUGUCAGGUGCAUUCUUCCAAACUUGCAAAAAAAACCUGGUAUCUUUGAUAAACGCCUUGUUCUCAACCAGUUGAGAUGUAAUGGGGUCCUUGAAGGGAUACGGAUCACUCGUGCUGGGUACCCGAACAAACUCACCUUUGACGAGUUCUAUCUGAGGUACUGGGUCUUGUGUGAGGGAGAUGCUCCUUUAAAGGCAAAGUGUAGAAAGGUGCUUUCGCACUUGGAUGAGGGCACUUAUAAAGUGGGCAUUACAAAGAUCUUUUUUAAAAAUGCCAUCCUAGCGCAGUUGGAGCUGAUGAGGGAGGAUUGGAUUAAGGGGGUAGUGACGAGGUUGCAGGGGAAAGUUCGGGGUAAUGCUUUUAGGAGAGAUAUGGUGGGUAGAGUGAGGGAGAUGAAUGCGGCUAAGGUGAUUUCUAAGGUGAUCCAGACUCAGAGUCUGUGGAUAAAGGCUCCGCCUUCGGCUACGCCUUUAUCUCCUUCUAUGGAACUCCUCCGAGCCAACUACCUCCGCGCCGAAAACUACGCCAUCGAACUCCAGAAAAAACUAAACAAACUCCAAUCCUCUCGAGGCCUCAACCACUCCACAGACACAGAGCUCAAACUAAAACAGUCACAAGCAAGAGUUUCUCAGCUAGAAGAGAAAUUGGCCAACUUGAUAGGAACAGACCUCAUAUUCAGAGGCGUGAGUCCUGAGUUUGUCCAGAUCUACCAAGAUACAAACAAAACACUUAAAUGCACUCGCGAAGAGCUUGGCACGUCCAAAACAGAGAUCUUGCGAUUAAAGGCUUUGCUUAGAGAGUCUGAGGACGAACUCUACCAAGUCAAACAACAAAAGUCCAAAAGUGCAAUGGACAAGUACGAGCUGGAAAUGGCUACACUCAAAGUCAAGUACGACAGUGCACUCUCCAAGAACAAAGAUCUAGUGGACACCAACGAGCUUUACAAAAAGAGGGCAGAGGAGUAUUUCAAAAAGUUGGAGUUGGCCGAGUCUGCAGUGGCACUUGCCAAAAAGCACGAGCAGCUUGCGCAAAAAGAGAUGGAGGAGAUAAAGUCCAGCUUGCUCUUGGCAAAGGAGGAGGCACGGGCCUCCCAAAUCAUGUUCAGAGAACAACUAUCCAAAAGGGAGCAGUUGGAAACAAGGGUUUUGGAGUUUGAUAAAAAGGAAGCUUUUUAUAAGCAAAAAGUUACUGAUUUGGAGGAAGAACUCUCGUACCAUGUGCAGAACUAUGAGAACAAACAGUCGUAUGAAAUGUUGAGGGAGGAGAUGCGCAAGUUGAGUAUAGACUUUAAUAAAAGGGUGGAAAGAGAAACCAUUUUGAUAAAGGAGAAUAAGCAAUUGAAAAUAGAGGUUGAAGAAGCUCUACUGGAAAAGAGUAGGUGUGAAAAGGAGAUGGAGGAGAUGGCCUUGCGCCAAGAGCAGCUAGAGCACAGGCUCAACAAGUCGAUGGAGAUGAAUAAAUCUCUCGAGGCAAAGACUAUAGAAGAUGAACGCAGGAUAAACAAUAUGGAAAAGGAGGCAUCACUACUAAAGGAACAAACACAAAGCCUUACUGCUCGCCAAUCCCAAAAAGCAUCCUCCUCAGACUUUAAAGAACAACAAAAGAUCCGCAACAAUCUCCUCCUAGCCAAUGAGGAAAACUACCACCUCAAAAAAAUCAAUACGGAACUACACUCAAAAGUAAAGGACCUAGAAUACAAACUCUAUAGCAACAAACAAAUCAACUACUUGGAAUCCAGAAACAAGUCGCUCUCAAAUGAGUUGGCGCUGGCGGUACAGGAGAAACACGAUUGCGAAGUGACAAUCAGCGCCCUCCAAAGACACGUCAAACAGUUGGAGUCGCGUGUGGCGUCAGAAACUCAAUUGAGCAAACGGUACAAUGAUGAAAACUUUGACUUUCAGAAUAAAAUCAACCAUUAUAAAAGUAGUAUAGAGAUGAUGCAUUUGGAGAGUCUGGAGAGGGAGUUGGAGAUGAAGGGGUUAAGAGAGGAAAAUAAUCAGUUGAAAGAGGCUGUGUUGAGGUUGGAGAGAGACACUCUCCACUCCACUAUCGAGUGA